ACGCUUCCUAUUUCCAAUGCAACUACUUACUUCACCAAGCCUCCUAGGCGUUCGGAUUCUCACACUAGAUGCUACCGGACCUGAAUACUCGCGCUGGCGACGCAGUGUCAGGUUUGCUUUGGAAACGAAAAAUCGGUGGAAAUACUGCAAUGGCAGGCGACCGAUGCCGAUGCCAAAGGCAACACCUGCCAUAGCCGAACCUAACGAUAUACAACCAAGCUUACUGGAAGAACGACGAGAAUGGGUGCGACGAGACCGCGAGGUCAAACUUGACAUAUUCCAGUCACUAGCAGAAGAAGUGAUGCAGGAUGUAUUCGGUGUUGGCCCUCCGCUUCCCCCCACACAGUACACUGCGCAGCAAAUGUUGCAAGCACUAGACAAUCGGUUUAGUGUCUUUGAGUUUGAAGGCUACCACCACGCGUUCUGUCAUUUUUUGAACUUGCACGUGGAUCAGUACGAGAGCCUCUAUGAUUUCAACAAGGAGUUCCUAACGGUGCUGGAGGAUCUGCAUGACUAUGGCCACCCAAUGUCCAACGUCCAAGCAUGCAGCGCAUACUUCUCCAAGCUGCAAUGCACACAGAACCCAUGGGUAGCAAAGAAAGUUGCAGAGUGGGAUGUCCAACCUUUGGAGCCGCAGCUCUGCGAUCUUAUGCAGGCAGCAGUGCUCUGGCCGAGCACCAAGUCUCUUGCAUGCAACUCAUGGCGGGACUGCUUUACGAAGCCCAAACCAGAAGAG
Messenger RNA from Bipolaris maydis ATCC 48331, 736 nucleotides. The record is from RefSeq and is a predicted model, not a curated record. Lineage: Eukaryota; Fungi; Ascomycota; Dothideomycetes; Pleosporales; Pleosporaceae.